This is a messenger RNA of Pieris rapae (cabbage white), 922 nucleotides long. RefSeq lists its product as uncharacterized. Gene Ontology annotation, cellular component: transcription regulator complex; nucleus. Bases 127 to 756 code for a protein of 209 amino acids. The transcript has 2 exons. NCBI's taxonomy places the organism in Eukaryota, Metazoa, Arthropoda, Insecta, Lepidoptera, Pieridae. The record is from RefSeq and is a predicted model, not a curated record. Gene Ontology annotation, biological process: regulation of transcription by RNA polymerase II.
AACGAGUUUCGCGAGAGGUGCGGGGAGGGACCGACCACGCGCGAGCCUAAGCGAGGCGCUGCGAGGCCGGUUACCCCUCGCUCCGAGGCACCUUUAGUAACAAAUAAAUACUGGUUAUACACGGUCAUGGAGAAGUUUAUCGAAGCUGUGCGUAUGCAGCCCUGUCUAUGGAAUCCGUUGGACCCAGAUUACAGAGAGAUGCACGUGAAGGACGAAGCUUGGUCCACCGUUGUAGAGAUCUACAAUAACCGAUCUAUAGCAAAUAUUCAAGUAGCAAAAAUGGAAUGGAAAAAACUACGCGACAAUCACCGCGACGCGCUAAAGCGCGCGAAAUUAGGCAAGAACAAAUUAUUACCCGCGCAAAUCACGACUUGGAAGUACGCAAAAGCCAUGCAGUUUCUAGAACCGCACAUGAAAUAUAGAAUAACAGAAAACAUAGAAAUGGAACCAACUAAACACGAUGAUGUGUCAACUACGGACGAUUAUUCAGCGAAGCGACGUUGCAUAGAGAAAAGAAGCCUGGAAGGCGGCGCACUAGAGACGUUUUUCAAAUGCAUGUUACAGAGCACUAAAACGAUGCCAUACUGGAUGCAGACACAGGUUAAAAAGAAGAUAUUUAGCGUUAUCAUUGAGGCCGAAGAACAGCUUUCGUCUCAAGGUCAAAGUGAAGUUGCAAGUGAAUAUGAAUCAGAACAAACUAUACCUUUAGGCAUUGUUAAGGCUGAAAUACAAACUGAUAGUGACGAUUGUACUUAAAAUAAAUAUCGUAUUGUUAUAACAGCCUAAACAUCCAUAGUGAAUGUAUUAGAAAUAAGUAUGUGACGAAUACCUAAAUGAUCCUAAUCCUUGGGAUUGAUUUGCUCCAGUUCAAACAAUUUGUAUUAAAAACUUGGCGAUUGAAAAGAGUGGCGGAAAGUUUCUU